AGAAAACACUAUAAGUGAAUAUUUCAUACAAUGAAUUUGAAGGAUUUACAACUUACAAACAAAACAAUGUGGAUAUUUUAUGUGCUACUAGGUAUUUGUAUUAUCAUAUUUACAAUGUUGAUGAACAAUUCUUGCUCAGAAAAAAGAAACGGAAUUCAAUCGGUUAUUACUUGGACGAGCCAAAACGUUACAGACGAAGCGGAGAAAAGUGCAACUAAAGAUCGAUUCUUGCAACGGAUUAUCAAGGUUUUCGAUAAUGGACCACGAUUUGAUUAUUCUUUUUCACCUUUGUAUCAAAACAAGUCAUCAAAAAUCAUCAAAAGUUAUACUCGACAUCAAAACUUUGACACAGACAGAUAUUUAUCAAAUGUUGAUUGUAGUUUGCUGUUUCAAGAAAACUCGAAAGAAACCGAGAGAGUUCGUAACCUGAAUACUACAAACAAAUCACCAACGUUUUGCAAUCAAACGUACGAGUGUAACAGUUUCAUUUUAUCAAGAGGAUAUAUAAUGGAUUCUUUAACCGACGAGGAGAGAGAUUUCCCAGUUGCAUAUAGUAUUCUUGUUUACGAAAGCCCAGAACAAUUCGAGAUUCUUCUGAGAGCCAUAUACCGCCCACAAAAUGCUUACUGCGUUCACGUUGACAGAAAAACCACCGAAAACGUGUUUAAUGAAUUCUCAUGCAUUGCACAAUGCUUUCCAAAUGUGAAGUUGGCAUCUAAAAGAAUGGAGGUGGAAUGGGGGAAAAUAGGAAUAGUACUAGCGGAACUCUCGUGCAUGAAAGAUCUUUUAUCAAUUUCAAAAUGGAAAUAUUUCAUUAACUUAACUGGUCGGGAGUUUCCACUGCGUACAAAUUAUGAAUUAGUGAAAAUAUUAAAAAUUUAUAAUGGUUCCAACGAUGGGGAAGGCACAAUCAAAAGGGCUAACAAAGACAGAUGGGAAAUUGGAGUAAAGCCUCCCCAUAAUAUUCAUCCAGUAAAGGGAUCGGUUCACGUCACACUUAAUAGAAAGUUUGUGGAAUACCUCGUCAACAAUAGUGUAGCUGCUGAUUUUCUAACUUGGGUAAACAAAACAAAAAUUCCAGAUGAGACAUACUUCGCCACACUAAUUCACAAUCCUAAUCUUGGAAUUCCAGGAAGUUUUAAAGGAGAUCUGGAAACAGAUUAUGGUGUACAAAAACCUUUUCUAUCUCGGUUUAAAAACUGGGAAACUUCACCCAACUCUUUACCAUGUAAUGGUAAAUACGUUAGAACGAUCUGUAUAUUUGGAGUUGGAGAUCUCCCUCUUCUUGCUCGUCGACCUGAGUUCUUUGCCAAUAAAUUUCAUCUCGAUUACCAAAGAGAAUCUUUACUUUGUAUGGAUGAACUUAUUUUUAACAGGACAAGGGAGGAAUAUUACCAACGACUGCAUUUUGAUACAACGUAUUAUAAAAACUUAAAACAUAUCCGAAACAUUGUAUAAAUGCAUUUACAUGUUUGAAGACCUAUUUGAUAAAUAAAAAAUAGUGUUUUAUGCAUAAAUGCUUUUUUUGUGGUAUGUGUUUUUUUUCUUCUAAAACUGGCCAUUAUAGUCAGAAGGUUCCA
Messenger RNA from Magallana angulata, 1580 nucleotides. Its product is annotated as beta-1,3-galactosyl-O-glycosyl-glycoprotein beta-1,6-N-acetylglucosaminyltransferase-like. The record is from RefSeq and is a predicted model, not a curated record. Gene Ontology annotation, molecular function: acetylglucosaminyltransferase activity. Bases 31 to 1458 code for a protein of 475 amino acids. Lineage: Eukaryota; Metazoa; Mollusca; Bivalvia; Ostreida; Ostreidae. Gene Ontology annotation, cellular component: membrane. The transcript has 3 exons.